Molecule: messenger RNA, 1416 nt
Organism: Priceomyces carsonii
Lineage: Eukaryota; Fungi; Ascomycota; Pichiomycetes; Serinales; Debaryomycetaceae
Gene: GLK1
Product: glucokinase
Exons: 1
Coding region: 1-1416 (471 amino acids)
Biological process (GO): glycolytic process; carbohydrate phosphorylation; intracellular glucose homeostasis
Cellular component (GO): mitochondrion; cytosol
Molecular function (GO): fructokinase activity; glucokinase activity; D-glucose binding
Source: RefSeq, a predicted model, not a curated record
AUGAAUAGCUCAAUCCAAGCUGCCCUCGACUCGGUUGCCAAAGAAUUUUCACUUGACCAGGAGUUUCUAGUCAAAGCGACUCAUCAAUUUCUCGAAGAGAUGGACAUUGGUUUAGAAGCUGAGGAGCCUUCCAGAGAGAAGAUGCCUAUGAUUCCAACUUUUGUGACUGGAGUUCCAAACGGAAAAGAAACAGGAUUAUAUCUUGCUGCGGAUUUAGGUGGAACAAACUUCAGAGUGUGUUCAAUUGAUUUGAACGGAGACCACACAUUUGAAAUGAAACAAUCCAAAUUCAAAAUCCCCUUAGAUUUAAUGAAAAAUUCUACGGCUGAUAGCUUGUUUUCUUUCUUAGCUAACAAGAUCGAAGCAUUUUUAGUAGAGCACCAUUCAGACUAUCAAUCCGAAGAGCGCUUGAAAUUGGGAUUUACCUUCUCUUUUCCGGUCAACCAAACUGCCUUGAAUAGAGGAACGCUUCUUAGAUGGACUAAAGGCUUCAACUUGCCUGAUUUGGUAAAUAAAGAUGUUGUAGAAUUGUUGCAAUCGCACAUUGAUAUUUUAGACUCAAAAGUACGUGUUGUUGCUUUGGCCAACGAUACAGUUGGGACGCUCUUGUCAAGGUCUUACUCGAAUAACCCAGAUAUUUCUCAUGCGAAUACAAUCCUUGGAGCAAUAUUUGGAACUGGUACAAACGGCGCUUACUAUGAGAAGUUGGAUAAGAUCAAAAAGUUGGAUAAGUCUAAAAUUCCCCAAGGAGCUAGGGGCAUGGUCAUCAACACAGAAUGGGGCUCCUUCGAUAAUAGCUUGAAAGUAUUGCCUAGGACCAAAUAUGAUGAUAUUGUUGAUUCAGAGACGAGCAAUAAAGGUUAUCAUUUAUUUGAAAAAAGAAUUAGUGGGAUGUUCUUAGGAGAAAUCUUAAGAGUUAUUCUAAUGGAUUUUUUUAAGCGUGGGCUCAUUUUUGUCGAUUUAUACAAGAAGAGGGGCGGUUCAUUACCGCAUAGGCUCUCAGAAUGUUGGCAAUUGAACUCAGAAGUAUUGUCGUAUUUGCAAAUUGAUGAUUCAACGGACCUUAGAAUGUCCCAAUUAAUUUUAGAAAACACAUUGAGGUUACCAACUACAAAGGUUGAAAGAAUUGUCAUUCAGAAGUUAACUCAUAUAAUAUCUGAAAGGUCAGCUUAUCUAUCUGCAAUUCCAUUAUCAGCAAUUGCUAUUCGUGUUAAAGACCAUUAUCCAGACGAUGACAAAGACUUUGAGUUUGGAUGUGACGGGGCUGUAGUAGAGUUCUACCCUGGCUUUCAAGCUAAAGUUUUGGAAGCUAUAGCUUUGAUUGAUCCUUUGAAAGGUGAAAAUAAAACGCUUGAUAUAAAAAUUGCCAAAGAUGGAAGUGGAGUUGGGGCAGCACUAUGUGCCAGUGUAGCGUAA